Oryctolagus cuniculus (rabbit) is the source of this 12044-nucleotide messenger RNA. It is a transcript of the gene RAB3B, whose product is annotated as RAB3B, member RAS oncogene family. Gene Ontology annotation, molecular function: GTP binding; GTPase activity. Lineage: Eukaryota; Metazoa; Chordata; Mammalia; Lagomorpha; Leporidae. The record is from RefSeq and is a predicted model, not a curated record.
UGGACGCAGUCGGAGGGAGCCGAAGCCUCAGCCCUCAAUCUGUGAGGUGGGGACCAGACGUUUCCGACACCGCACCCUAGGCAGGUCCAGCCGAAUUCCCCCGAGCGCUCCAGCCGCCCCGUCGCGGAGCGAGAGCCCUUCACCCCGCAUUCGGAGACCGAGAUGGCUUCAGUGACUGAUGGUAAAACUGGGGUCAAAGAUGCCUCUGACCAGAAUUUUGAUUAUAUGUUCAAACUGCUCAUCAUUGGCAACAGCAGCGUUGGCAAGACCUCCUUCCUCUUCCGCUAUGCCGAUGACACCUUCACCCCAGCCUUUGUCAGCACCGUGGGCAUCGACUUCAAGGUGAAGACAGUCUACCGUCAUGAGAAACGAGUGAAGCUGCAGAUAUGGGACACUGCUGGGCAGGAGCGGUACCGGACCAUCACGACGGCCUACUACCGUGGGGCCAUGGGCUUCAUUCUGAUGUACGAUAUCACCAAUGAGGAGUCUUUCAAUGCUGUCCAAGAUUGGGCUACUCAGAUAAAGACCUACUCCUGGGACAAUGCCCAGGUUAUUCUUGUGGGGAACAAGUGUGACAUGGAGGAAGAGAGGGUUGUUCCUACUGAGAAGGGCCAGCUCCUUGCAGAACAGCUUGGGUUUGACUUCUUCGAAGCCAGUGCCAAGGAGAACAUCAGUGUGAGGCAGGCCUUUGAGUGCCUGGUAGAUGCCAUUUGUGACAAGAUGUCAGAUUCUCUGGACACAGACCCCUCCAUGCUGGGCGCCUCCAAGAACACGCGCCUGUCGGACGCCCCACCACUGUUGCAGCAGAACUGCUCAUGCUAGGCAAGGCCCACCCUCCUCACAUCCCCUCCUGCGGCCCCACACCUGCUCUGCCCCUCCUGUUCCUUGCUGUGCACUCCCAGCCCGAGUAAGCUAGGCUGCUGCUGUUCUUGGCCUGCCCCCAGGGUAUGCUGCAGAUGGCCCCAUCACAGACCCCCAGCCCUAGCCUGGCAGUGCAGGUCGGUCAGCAGUGGGUGGAGAUUUGCCUCACAAAAGAACGCUUUCUGUUUUACAAACGGGAUUCACUGCUGGGACUUGAAAAGCUGGCCUCUUUUCUGCCUUUAAAAUAAAAUUUCCUCCAUCUAUCAAAAUUUCACACACACACACACACACACACACACAUACACACACAAUUUCUGGAACUGGCCAGAUGUGUCAAGUGAGACCCACCUGUGCAGCUAAUCCUAUUACAAAGAAAGCCUCACAAAGUGCAGACAUGCUUGUUUCAUGUCAGGCUCCCCAUGGGGCUUCCUCUCCAAGCCCUGUGCCUGUUACCACGGAUGCCCGCAGGGCCCGGGCAGUUGCUGUGGUGACAGGGCCAGAGCUAAUCUCCGGAGAGCUCCGGUCUCUCAUGAUGCUGGAGGAGCAAAGGCUGAGUCAGAAACACACUUAGAGGAAAAAGAUUAUCCCCUGCAAAAUGUCAAAGGUUCCUGCUCUGCAAAAGGGCAAGCAAGUGAGCUCGAGAAAGACAAAGAGAAACACCAGCCAGAAGAAGAAAUAGGUCAUGAGUUUCUGAUACUGCAGCUUUCCAGCUGCUCCGUAACUGGGAGCUCCACUCAGACUCCCAGAAUCUGAAAAUUCUCGAGUUGGUGGGAAUUGACCUGACCUCUUUGGGCUGGUCACUUCUCACCUUCCUGUCUCUGACAAGUGGUUGUGGAACCUCAUACCCCCCAUGUCUCUUUCUUUUGUGCUUCAAAAACAGGCAGGAAUGGGAGCAAGCUUAUUGUCCACAUUCUCUGUGGGCAGCUCUCAUAGUCAGUAAGUUUUCCUUGCUUCAUACUGAAAUAUGGCUCCUGGAAAGUCUUCUUACUCUUCCCACCCCAUUUAUAUAAGCUCCACUGUCACAGUCGCUGCUCCCCGUGCUCCAUGGUACCCUUAGAUGAUCUGAGCACAGGGAUCUGGGACCUGCCCUUUCUCUGAGUCAAAACCUCUAUAAUCCAACCCGCCAUUCUUCAUGGGGUCUCCUCCCAUCAUGCCCCUUUCUUUCAGCCCAUCUUCCGGUUACUCCUGAGCAGUCCAACUGAGAGAUGCGAUUGAAAGCAGAAUAACUCUAAGGGGGCGUGACCCUGAGAAAUUGAACAGCUGAACUCAGAGGUAUCACUUCAACCCCCAUUCUCCUAAGAGUGAAACCAGAGAGCCUGUGUGAAACCACUUGGGGGUGUGUGUGUCACCCCUUCAUUAAACACCUGAAGUAAAAAAGAUACUAUGAGGUCAGAAUGAAUUAGCUCAGGAUUCUAGCUUUCUUGGACACAGGCACAUGUUUGGGUUUUAGCUGAAACAAUGACAAGGAACUGGCAGUGGUUCCUGAAAAUCUCUCUUCUCCACUACGGCAGGAAUCCUCAGCCUCCUUCCACUACACUAACAUACACGUUACAAGUUCAUGGGUGGAGGUGGGGGGGGCACAGGUAGUCUCUCCUCAGUUUCCUCUCCACUUCAAAUGCAGCUGAUUAUCCCAUUAUCCCAGGAAAGUGUGUUCCCUAGCCACUGGUCUAACAACCAAAUAAAAAGAACCAUCGGUGCGGUGUGGUGUAGAGGAGAGAUUUGCACUUGGAAUCAGGAGACCUGGACUCUGCCAUUGAACCUAGUGUGGCUGUGGACCAGUCAGUGCCCACAUCUGAGUCCCGAUUUCCUACCUGUAACAUGAGGGCAGUUAUUUGGGUGCUCUUUAAAGGUCCCUUCAGGCAUGGACAGGCAUGGACUUUCACCAUUUCAGUGGACCUGAAAAGCCCAAGGGAGCAGGAUUAGCAGCCCAUUGUUAGUUAGUGACACACAGGCCUUGCUGACUCUGUAACAUUGUUCUCAGUACUCUAUGUGUGUUAACUUAUUUAUCUUCCCAACAUCUUUGUGGGGGAGGCACUGUAAUCAAUCUCAUUUAAAGACAGGAAACAAAGGUACAAAGUGGUUCAAGCUUGGAUACAGUCAUAUCAUGAGUCAACAGUGGAGUUGGGGUUCAAACCCAGGCAGCAGGCUCGGCCACAUUUUAUACUGCAUCUCUUACAGAUAAACUGUGAUCCAGUGAGAUGAAGAGAUUUGGCCAAGAUCACACAGCUUUAGAGCCAUGUUAGGAUUCAAUCCCAGGGCCAUCAGAUUCCAGGUCUACUAGAGAAAAGACUUACACGUCUAAUCUGUUAACAGAUUGUUCAACCGCUGAGACUAAUCUGAGCUGACGGAUGUCUGAUGCUCAAGAAAGGAAAGUCAGUCUUUGAGACAACCGAGUCCCUUAGGCCUGCACAGAAAAUGCUCAGUGCCUGGCAGACCCACGUGCUGACUUUCCCUGUAUCUGCUUCCGCCAGGUGAUACUUACCUGGCUUCCAGGCCGUGCUUUGAGCCACCUCCUUGUUUCAGCAAUGUGGCUUGGUUAAUCCUCUGACCAUGAGAGAAUACUGUCCCUCCACAAGGCAGUGGUCUGGAGAUGUGCUUUUUAUGCUGCGAAGUUGCAUGGUUUCAUGGAUAAUUACUAUCUUUUCUAAGGAGCGACACCAUCUACCUAAUACCAGGAUUUCAGACCACGAUCCUCAUGACCCCUAGAUAUUCUAGCAUCUAUAUGUUCAUUAAUCUUUUCUUUCCUACCCAGUGUCCAGGCAAAGGCUGAUUCUUUUACUUAAAAACUGUCAAAUUCUUUAAAAUCUGGAGCCAGUUCAAGGGAACAAGUAUCUUCACAACAGAUGGAAUUUAGAGUUGCAAACCAUUCUACUGGGCAGCAGUCAGGCCUGCUUGCUAGAUGGCAGUUCCCCACCCUGCUCUGUGACCUCAUUUCUGGCAAGUGGAAGGCAGCAGCUUCAAGCUGAUUGCACACAAGGUUCAUCAAUCACGGUAACAGUGCAAUUAGCCACCAAGGUUCAAGCUGCAUAUAGUGUGUGUUAGUGGCAAUUUCCCAAGCAAAUGCAAAUAAGAGACAAUUAAACAAACUCUUGACCUCAAAAGAGGAAAAAGUAGGCCAAAAGUAUGAUACAGUAUUGUAGUUAUUCACAGAAUCUGUUUUCAUUGUGUGUCUAUCUGUAAAUACAAUGUGCAAGUUUUGUCUCCUCAGUCUGUAACAUUAACUUCUAGGAGCAACAGUGGGGGAGGGUAUACUGAAUAGUCUGAUAUCUGUUGGAUAUUAGUCCUGGAAGGGAGCUUAGAGAAGCUCUUGUCCUGGCUUCUAUUUUUCAGGGUGGGGAGGAGAUUGAGGUCCACAGAAUGGGAAGAAAUCUCUUAAUUGCUCUGACAGGGCAUUAGUGGUGGGGCCUGAUUGGUUCUUUGAUCCACUUCAAGAAGAAAUUCAUCUAUUCUGGGUACCUACUAUGGGUCUAGCACUAUUAAACCCUGGAUAAUAUAGAUAAAAAUGAUGAUUCUUUCUAGCAAAGUACCUUAAAUCUAAAGGAGAUGCUGCUUCUAAAAUAUUAUUCCAAUUUGACAGAUGAGGAACAUAGCCUUUGGAAAGUUAACAUGCCCAAGUCAUCCGCAGGAGCAUUUGAACCCACCUCUGUCAGGUUCUUUUGGGUUUCCUCUUCAGGUUUUCUCAGAUGAAAGGUAAAUGGGGCAGUGGUAGUAACAGAGUCCCAAGGCUUCUCAAAGUUGUGAAUAACCUCAGCUGGGUCUUUGGUUUGCAGUUGCUUUGUGACCAAAGCCUUAUAACAGAAUUGAUUGAACAUCCUCCAGACCUGGCUUUCUCACUCAUAUCCCCCAUUCCUGCCCCAAAGCCCCUAGCUUGCAUAUCAAAUUUCCUGUACUGUCUUGAGGAAUGGUUUUUGGACUUUGCCAACAGUUUGGGGGUAGGGAAAGGAUGACAACAACCAGUAUCCUGGCUCUCAUUGAUUUCAUAUCCUCCAUCCCAAGCCUUCACCUGCCAUAGUUGGAGAAUCAAGUUGCAUGAUUAGAAAUGCAUGCAAGACUAUCCCAUGAAAUACAAAUACUAAAUUUUUAAAACUUUAAGGUCUGGCUCCCUUAUAUAAAGAAAACAAAACUUUAUUUAUUCAUUCAACAAAUGAGUGUCUAGUAUGUUCCAGGGUACAGUUGUUGGCAAGGUAGACACGGUCCUUGCCUUAAUGAAAUACAUGGCUUCAUGGUUUACUUCAGAUAUUGUCAAAUCAUCACCCAGAUGUGAUUACAAGUACUGUGAAGGAACAGUCCAUGGUGCCAUAAAAACACAAGAUCAUGGGGCCAGCGCUGUGGUACAGUGGGUUAAUGCCCUGGCCUGAAACGCCAGCAUCCCAUAUGGGCACCAGUUCGAGUCCUGGCUACUCCUGUUAUGGCCUAGGAAAGCAGUGGAAGAUUGCCCAAGUCCUUGGGCCCCUGCACCCAUGUGGGAGACCUGGAAGAAGCUCCUGGCUCCUGGCUUUGGAUCGGCUCAGCUCCAGCCAUUGUGGCCAAUUGGGGAGUGAACCAUCAGAUGGACGAUCUCUCUCUCUCUCUCUCUCUCUCUCUCUCUCUCUGCCUCUCCUCUCUCUACGUAACUCUGACUUUCAAAUAAAUAAAUAAAUCUUAAAACAACAACAACACAAGGUCAGGAAGCCUGAAUCAACUUUGAGGAGCUGUGUCAGGAGCCCUAGGAAGAAGACUACUGCCUCCAAUACCUCCACUGCCCACUGGCCAUUGCUUCACAUCUUCAAGUAAGCUUUCAUCUUGCAGUUCAGACCUUUGAUGGUUGAUCAAAUACAAAUCCCCCAAGAAGAAUAAGGGCGGGAAAAAGAAUAUUUGUAUUUGUGAAAGAGACUGCCUGGUUAAGAAUUCACUGUUUUCCUUUAGGGACCUAACAAACCACUCCAAAUCCUAAUGGCUGAAACAACAUUCAUUUCUCACAGUUCUGUAGUGGGGCUGGGUGAUUCUUCUAACUGGCGCUGGAUGGUGUAAAAUGAAUUCCUUCACAUGUUUGGGGUCUCAGCUGAGAUGGACUGGAGCAGUUGAGGCCGCUCCUCACAUGCUGUUAUCUCCCAGAGGGCUGCCCAAAGAAUGUUCAUAGUGGCAGAAGUUUUCCCAGCAGCAGGGGAAGGCCAGAUCCAACACAAAAACACUUCUCAAGCCUCUGUUCGCAUCACAUUUGCUAAUGUCCCACUAACUAGUGCAAUUAACAGCCAAGCCCAGUCUCAACAGGUGGAGAAAUAUAGCAUCUAAUAUAAAAUAUUGUGGCUGAUUUUUCAGUCCACCACAGGAGCACCCCUAAGUUAUCUGAACCUAAGUGUGGUAAAUUUCCUGGGUUUUAAGACCUAAUUCUAAGGAUAUCCCCCCAAGAGGAGGGUCAAAAUGAUUUAAAGCAAGGCAGUCUCAUCAUUUGGUUGUACAAAGAGCCUGCUUUGGGGGCAUCAAGAUACAGCAAGCUGGAGAAGUUUUGAGGCUUGCUAAACAGUCCAUUUGGUUACUUAUUAGCUUUUUCUGCUUUUUCUGAGGAUAAAUCUGGCUUCUCAUUCCAAGGGAUUCCCUAUAGAUGAUGGUUGUGAUUCCUACCUGAAAUUCCUGCCCAGAAGCCCACAGAAGGACUCAGUGUGUACAGAAAAGAUGGCUCAGAGAACAGUCAGGCCCUAUGCUCUGGUUAUACUCUUUCCUGGAGUACUCAUUGAGUUCUGAGGCUAUAGAUGCCAAGUCUUUGGUAAUGACAUGUAUACCCAAGUUCAUACUAGAUAUUUAUUUCCAUGUCUCAAUAGGCACAAAUAGAAACUCAACUCUGUCCCAAACAUGAUAUGACUUCUGUGAAAAUUAGUCUUCAGAGAAACCUAGGUGACAUCCUUAAUUCCUGGAUUUUCCUCUUUUCUUAGUCUGCAUCUAAACCAGCAACAAAUCCUAUGGUUCUAUAGUUUUUUUUUUAAUUCAAGAAGAAGAGAAAGGGACAGAGACAGAGCUCCCACCCACUGGUUCACUUCUCAAAUGCCCACAAUAACAAUUAAGAUCCAGGAACUUAAUCUGGGUCUCCCACAUGGGUGGCAGGGACCCAACUACCCAACACCUUUUAUCCAGAGUCUGCACUGAUAAGAAGCUGGAAUCUGAAACUGGGAAUCAAACCCUUGCACUCUAAUAUGGGACAGUGUCUUAACUGCCAGACCAAAUGCCUGCCUUCCUACUUAUCUCAAAUAUGCCUUCUUUCUUCAUUUCCAUUGUCAUGACCUUGGUCCAAGCUAUCAUUGUUUCUCCUCUAGAGAGCUACCACAGAUUUUCUAGCUGGUUUCCAUUUGUUUCCUUACAAUCCAUCCUUCACACAAUAGAAAUCUUUUAAAAAUACAAAAAAAAAAAAAAAGGAUUGGUGUUGUGGUAUGCCACUAGAGACACCAGCACUCCAUAUGGGUGCCAGUUUGUGUCCUGGCUGUGCCACUUCCUAUCUAGCUCACUGCCAGUGCACCUGGGAAAGCAGUGGAUGAUGGUUCAAGUGCUUGGGCUCCUGCCACCCAUCCUGGCUCCUGGCUUCGGCCUGGCCUAGCCCUACCCUUUGUGGCCACUUAGGGAGUGAACUAGCUGGUGGAAGAUCUCUGUGUUUCUCCCUCUCUCUCUCUAACUCUGCCUUUCAAAUAAAUAUUUUUUAAAAAUAUAAAUGAAUAAACUCAGUAACAGAUUUUUCUUCAAUAUCACACAUGAAAAUAAUCCAGACACUUAAUAAUAGCAUUAUUAUUAGUAGUAGUUUUUUAAAAUUCAUUUUGUUUCUAGUCCUAAAUCCACCCCUGCGCCUCUGUAAGUCAUUUCUAGGAACAACCAGCUGUCAUUUAUUCCCCUAUUUCUUCUGGCAAUGGUGAUCACUUUACUGAAACCAAGUGAUCCUAGUGAAGACUGUCAGUAAAGAGAGCUUGAGAUCAUGCAGAACCAAUCAGAAUCCUCCCCAAAAUAUAUUGUUUCUUCUUUGGAUCUCAGUUUUCUCUUUCAUAUAUCCUUUCAACUCCAAAGUGAAUAAAUUCUAAUUUUCAAAUGUAGGCCUUUCAGAACACCUCACUGGCAUGGUGAUCCAGACUGUACAGUCUGAAAAAUACACCUACCCUCUUUGCCACCCUCCCCUCUUGUAGUGCGUGAGGAAGAGGGGUUUCUCAAGGUGUGAAGCAGUUCUCCAUGCACGCUGGUGGUGGUACAGGCAAAGGUCCUAAUGCCUCGGGGUCACUGGCCCACACAGGUCUGGUUUCCCAGGUGCUCAGAAGCUAGAUAAGAGGCCAGCACUGUGGGGUAUCAAGUUAAGCUGCCACUUGGGUGCUAGUUGGGGUAUCAAGUGAAGCUACCAUAUGGGUGCUAGUUCAGGUCCCGGCUGCUCCACUUCUGAUCCAGCUCCUGGAAAAGUAACAGAGGAUGGCCCAGGUGCUUGGGUCCCUGCACCCACAUGGGAGAACUAGAAGAAGCUACUGGCCCCUGCCUUUGUCCUGGCCCAGACCAAGCUGUUGAGGCCAUUUGGGAAGUGAACCAUCAGAUGGAAGACCUGUCUCCCCCCCCCCCCCCAUAACUCUGCCUUUCAAAUAAAUAAAAUAAAUCUUUUUUAAAAAGCCAAACAGUUAACACUACUGCCAUCCCUUUGUCUAUCCUUUUUCCUAUUUUCCAGCCAUCUCAGUGACAUCAGCAUCUCAAGAGCCCACCACUGACCAGACCAAGCUGUGUGGCAUAUGCUUCAGCCUACUUCUGUUUCGUUGAAAUGAUCACAUAGCAAAUACUCAAAUAGGAAAUCGCUAAAAGAUUUCCCUAUCCUUGGAACAAAAUCACAUCAUAGAAAUGCUAAUGCAAAGCAAAGUAAAUCAAAUCCCUGAGGAGUAUGCUUAGAAUUCUCAUCUCCCUUUAGAUUUUAAUGUGUCUUUUCCUGAGGUUAACAAUGGGCUGGGAUAAAGCUAAUAGGCUGUGAAGCCUUGGUUAAGACAAGUCCUAUUCCUGGGCUUCAAUGAAGAGCCUAGGCAGGAUGGUUUUUGCAGGCACUCCUAGCACUGUUGCUCUGUGACUCUGCCCAUUUUCUGUAAGAGCUGCAAAUGGUAAACACGAUUUUGGCAGGAAUCCUUUCAUUGUGAAUGCCUCCUUGCUUCUUGAGUACAAUGAAAACAGCCAAGGCUGCGUGACCCCCUCAUCACUCAGCCAGCCUUAUGGUCCUGGCUUCUGAGGCUUCCAGACAGCAUCUUAGCAAUUAAGUGCAUCUGGACCAUCCAUGCAUGAUGGUCCUGGGCUGGAGGUCCCUCAAAGGUAGCAAGAGGAAGAGGAAAGCAAGAAUCCCCGAGGCGACUUGUUGAGAAAGAAGCAGAGAGCCUUGUGGUUGAGAUCAAGCAAUGUGUUUCAAAAGCCAGAAACGUAUUCCCAUUCAAGGAAGACUUAAUUUUUCAGGCACCAGGCAUGUGACAGGCUGAGCUGGCAAGAUCUGUCUGAGGACAAACACUGCCAUGCAGCUGGAAGCCUGAAAACCAAAGAGCUGAGAGAUUUGCAAGUAGUCAACUAUUUUCAGAUCUCUUUAAACAUCAGAUGAGAGGAUGAGGUCUAAGAAGUAUUUUCGCAGAGUGGUUAAGUGCCUAGGACUUAUAGUCUGACAGAUGUGGGUUUUGGGUCCUCAUCACUACUCUUGUAACUUUGGACAGAUUACUCUCAAAGCCUCAGUUAUGUAAGUGGGAAAACAUCUAUCUCACAAGGCUGUUGAAAAGAUUAAAUGAGAGCACGGAUAGGAAGCCCUUCAUGCAGUGCCUGGUGCACAUAGUAGGUCCCAAAUGUGGUGUUGACUGUAGCAGACACAAAGUCAUUCCAACCAGGUGGCGUCAGGAAGGCAGAUCUAAUCCAAGAUGUUUGGAAGGGGCUGCCACCAGACACCUGGUAGAAUGGUGCCCCAUGCACUUCUCCCAGAAACCAGCCUCCAGAAGUGAAGAAUGACCCCACAAUGAGGGCUUAGAGUGUUCUGGAGCCUUUGUUAGGGGUGCCCUCCAGGGCACAGGAAUCUGCAUUUAAGUCCUGACAUCAGCAAACUGUGAUCUUGGACAAGCAUAUUUCAUCUAUACAAUGAGAUUAAUAAUCUUGCCUACCUCACAAAAUAGUUAGAAGGUCAAAUAAAAGUAUGGUUUUUUGUAAAUAUUUAUUUAUUUGAAAGAGUUACAGAGAGAGGUAGAGACAGAGAGAGAGGUCUUCCACUCACUGGUUCACUCCCCAAAUGGCCAUAAUGGCCAGAGCUGCGCCGAUCCAGAGCCAAGAGCUUCUUCCGGGUCUCUCAUGCAGAUGCAGGGGCCCAAAGUCUUGGGCCAUUUUCCACUGCUUUCCCAGGCUGUAGCAGAGAGCUUGAUCAGAAGAGGAGCAGCCAGAACUAGAACCGGUGCCCAUAUGGGAUGCCAGCACUGCAGACCAGGACUUUACCUGAUGCACCACAGUGCCAGUUCCUAAAAGUAUGUUUUAGAAACUAAAAUGUUGUGGACAGAAAACAUUGUGAGGGGCUAAGGGGUAGGCAGUGUUUGUGCCAGAAUGGGGCUGAGUACACCCCUCCCGAAGCCCUUCCCAAGGGCUCCAUCCAUCCUCCACCUCCCCCACCCCCCAGUUCACAUUUGGUCCCAGGAACCUAACCUUACCUGAAAAUACCAGGGCAACAGGCCUUUAAAUUGGUUGUCUUCUGAGAAACUUCUGGAAGUAAAGGCAGCCAAGAAGAAUCAGCCAGUGCAUGCUGGCGUUUGGAUGAACAGAGCAGUGUGCCAUGAUGGUGUCAAGGCCCAGGAGGAAAGAGCAGAUAGGAGAGUCCCUCAGCACUAUAAUUAGAACACCAUAGCAAAAAAACACUAAUCGUGUACUCAGCACUCUUGACAGUUCCAAAAGCCCUUUCUCAUCCAAGCUCUAGUGAUUUUCUUUCUUUUUUUGACAGGCAGAGUGGAUAGUGAGAGAGAGACAGAGAGAAAGGUCUUCCUUUGCCGUUGGUUCACCCUCCAAUGGCCGCCGCGGCCGGCGCACUGUGGCCGGUGCACCACGCUGAUCUGAUAGCAGGAGCCAGGUACUUAUCCUGGUCUCCCAUGGGGUGCAGGGCCCAAGCACCUGGGCCAUCCUCCACUGCACUUCCCGGGCCACAGCAGAGAGCUGGCCUGGAAGAGGGGCAACCGGGACAGAAUCCAGCGCCCCGACCGGGACUAGAACCCGGUGUGCCGGCGCCGCUAGGUGGAGGAUUAGCCUAGUGAGCCACAGCGCCGGCCACUCCAGUGAUCUUUGACACAACCCUGUGAUAGGGAGUCUAUCAUUCCCUGUACUGAAAUGAGGAAAGCUGGCACCUGCAUCAGUGAAACAGGGUACCCAUGACUACAUGGAGACUGCUGUAAAUGCCUUGGUUGGUCUCAGAACAGGGUGGGAGCUGCCUCCUGUUCCUGGACCCUGCCUGUGUGGAGGUGGGGAGAGGCUCAGGGCUUGGGAUGAUGGCAGAAGGAGGGCAGCUGAAGAGAAACCCUGAGCAGCAAUUGUGUCUACACCUGGCUUGUUGUCUGCUUGUGGGAGAAAAGGAGGGAGAGGAACACACUCCUCUCACCACUCCCACUCCCUCACAAGACUGAACCCAGAGCAGGGUUGAGCAGCCGAGGCUUUCCUCAUGUCCCAGAGCCAGAGGCAGAUGGACCCGCAGUCACGCAGAGAGAUGCUGCCUUCCUCGGUUUGCAAACUGUCUUCAAUUCCCCCAAUUGCUCUUUCUAACUUGCUCAACCAGGGACCAGGCUGAUGUCAUGCCAGCUGAGAAGAAGUACUGUAAUGGGCUGAGCACAAUUCCUCGGGAGGAGCAAUUAGCAAAAAUUGGAGCUGUCCCUCUGCAAGACUGAGCAGAGAGGAAUAGUAACUCUCCUGUCUCUCCCCAUCAGGUUCCCGCUUAGCAGCUGUUUUCAUGCUCUUUUAUUCUGGCUGUGUUCUGCAUACUAACACCUCUUCUCAGUGGCAUACGAAACAGGAAAUGUCACAUGAUGCUGUGAGCUGUGUACAAAUAUCAAGAGAUAUGUGGAAAUAUAGGGUACCCAUUUGCAAAUAUCUAUGGUACCUCCCUGUUCUGUGUUGAUAUGUUUUAUUGAUACAAACUGGAUUUUCUUAAUAUAUCUGUUCUUCUUAUUAUAGUAGCACUGAUGGUGUGUGCAUUAAAGUUCAUCUGAACCACA